AUGGACACGGACCCUGCUAGUAGUGCGGACCGCCGGACCCAAAGCUACAUUCUCGCUGCAAUAUUUGUCGAGUUUAUUUUCUAUGGCGCCUACGUCGUGCUCUAUGCAGUAGCACUAUAUCUCAUGACGCGGCGGAAGUCAAUCUACAACGACUCAUGGGGAGCCCGAAUGUUCUUCAUUGCGAUCAAUGUCAUGUUCAUACAGGCAACCCUCCACAUAUGUGUGAACUUCUACCGCGGAAUCCGGGCAUAUGGGGAGGUGGUCUUUGAGACUCCCAUAAACUAUUUUGAGCAAAAUUAUACUAGCUGGGACAACCUAUCCCAUAUAGUUAUGUUCGGGAAUAUGCUUUGGUUUGGUGAUGCCCUGGUUAUUUACAGAUGUUAUGUCGUCUGGAACCGCAAUAUCUGGAUCAUCGCCUUACCACUUUUACUCCUCGCAUACAGCGUGGUCUUGAACCUCGUAUUGUAUGCCUGGUGGGAACUUGAUUUUGCAUCGCCUGAGGAGAUGCACCCAGUGAUAUCCACAGGCUAUCCUCUGGCAUUCAUCCAGAAUUUCCUAACAACGGGAUUAAUCACCUACAAGCUCUGGGCUCAGUACAGGGAGUCCGUCAAAGCAGGAGUAAUUGCAUAUGGAGGACCCGUUCGCAUCAUCACCGUAAUGAGGAUCGUCAUUGAAAGUGCUGCCCUUUACACCGUUGAACUGAUGGUCAUCAUCCCUCUCUUUUUUGUCAAUCACCCUGCUCAAUUUGUUAUUCAAUCCGCAUUGGUGCCCAGUGUCGGUAUUAUUUUUGUAUUGAUGGCCAUCCGACUUCACCUGGCCCAGCAGGAAGAGAUUCUCAGAAACAACGGAAUCCAAUCUGUUAUUCCACCAUGGUUCUCGAACGACCCAAGAUUGCAACAAACCUCAACUCACAAUGGAGACGGAGUAGAUCCAGAACUCUCGCUCGAGGUAUUGUCCACUGCCACCACCAAACCUCCGCAGCUGGUGAACCGAGCGUCCGAGGCGACCCUCAAUCGCAAGGCAGAUGAAGCAGGUGGAAGUUUGGGGGAAGUCUAG
Coprinopsis cinerea okayama7#130 is the source of this 1056-nucleotide messenger RNA. RefSeq lists its product as hypothetical. The record is from RefSeq and is a predicted model, not a curated record. The transcript is spliced from 7 exons. NCBI's taxonomy places the organism in Eukaryota, Fungi, Basidiomycota, Agaricomycetes, Agaricales, Psathyrellaceae. Bases 1 to 1056 code for a protein of 351 amino acids.